AGCCCCAGCAUCUCCUUCGUUAUUACCCUUAGGCCUCUCCAGACGUCCGAUACCUCCCUCCCCUUGCGCUGUCAGGGCGGAGCCGGACUGGACUACAUUUCCCAAGAGACUUCGCGGCCAGGCGAGACUUUCGGCGGCUCUGCAGAUCUCUGCCGACUACAUUUCCCAGCAGCUUUGCGGCAUCCCGGAGAGUGAAGACUACACUUCCCACGAGCCCUUCGCGGCGGGACAACAGCCCUUCUCUGGCGUCUUGGAGCCAGGGAGUCUCCGCCUCUGACUCCCGGAGGCCUUUGCGGGUGGCAAGAGAGACUACCCUUCCCAGAGGCUUCUGCGGCGCCGCCGCCGGAAGUGGCGGGCCAGCCGAGUGUCCUUGCGCGCGGAGUGGAGUGACCAUGGUGGCCCGCGUGUGGUCGCUAAUGAGGUUUCUUAUCAAGGGCAGUGUGGCAGGAGGCGCAGUCUACUUGGUGUAUGACCAGGACCUACUGGGGCCCAGCGACAAGAGCCAGGCGGCCCUUCGGAAGGCUGAAGAGGUGGUCCCCCCAGCCAUGUACCAGUUCAGCCAGUACGUGUGCAAGCAGACGGGCCUGCAGAUACCCCAGCUCCCACCCCCUCCGAAGCUUAACUUUUCCUUCCGCGACUCCUGGAAUUCAGGUAUCAUCACGGUGAUGUCAGCACUGUCAGUGGCUCCCUCCAAGGCCUGCCAUUACUCCAGGAAGGGCUGGGACUACAUCAAGGAGCGCGCCAAGGAGCAUUCCAAGUAGUGCUUCGGAUGCAGCCCCUGCUCUAGCCAGGAUGGGGGCAGGGACACCAUGGACCUGAAGACUCCAGUCUGGGACCCCUCUGAGGGCAGCUCACGGCCUUAUGGGCCCAAUAAAGGACUUCUGAAGUGUUCCCAA
Messenger RNA from Loxodonta africana (African savanna elephant), 896 nucleotides. RefSeq names its product mitochondrial contact site and cristae organizing system subunit 13 (gene MICOS13). The transcript has 4 exons. Gene Ontology annotation, cellular component: mitochondrial crista junction; MICOS complex. The coding region runs from base 393 to 761 and encodes 122 amino acids. Gene Ontology annotation, biological process: cristae formation. Lineage: Eukaryota; Metazoa; Chordata; Mammalia; Proboscidea; Elephantidae. The record is from RefSeq and is a predicted model, not a curated record.